GUAGCUGGAUCGCGGGGGAUAGCAGGGAUCCGUGCACGAGGGAUUGUGGAAGCGAGAGCCGGGAACUCAGGAGGACCGAUGAGAGGGCGACAAGGACGCGGAGGGAUGGGGAUUACGGGCGACAUGGGAAUAACAGACCGAGCGUCGUGGGGAUGCUGACGAGGGACAUGCAGGACAAAGAGAAAAAGAAGAAAGAAAGCAUCUUGGACUUGUCUAAGUACAUUGACAAGACCAUCCGAGUGAAGUUCCAGGGUGGCCGGGAAGCCAGCGGGAUCCUGAAAGGGUUUGACCCACUGCUCAACCUGGUGCUGGACGGAACCAUCGAGUACAUGCGAGACCCCGAUGACCAGUACAAGCUGACGGAGGACACACGGCAGCUGGGGCUUGUGGUGUGCCGCGGCACCUCGGUGGUGCUUAUCUGCCCACAGGACGGCAUGGAGGCCAUCCCCAACCCAUUCGUGCAGCAGCAGGAUGCUUAGCAGGUGGGGGCAGCCUCACCCUGGGGCCCUCCCUUCUCUGUGAACUUCCAUUUGGUGUUUUGGUUUCUGUUUUUCUAUUUUGUUUUGUUUUUUAAUAAAAUUGCUGACUUGAGCA
This is a messenger RNA of Alexandromys fortis (reed vole), 594 nucleotides long. RefSeq names its product LSM7 homolog, U6 small nuclear RNA and mRNA degradation associated (gene Lsm7). The coding region runs from base 153 to 479 and encodes 108 amino acids. Lineage: Eukaryota; Metazoa; Chordata; Mammalia; Rodentia; Cricetidae. Gene Ontology annotation, cellular component: U6 snRNP; U12-type spliceosomal complex; Lsm1-7-Pat1 complex. The record is from RefSeq and is a predicted model, not a curated record. Gene Ontology annotation, biological process: nuclear-transcribed mRNA catabolic process; mRNA splicing, via spliceosome. Gene Ontology annotation, molecular function: RNA binding. The transcript is spliced from 4 exons.